CUUAAUGGACUUAAUCGUCGGCGGAGAUUAGGAUCCUUAGACUUCACCAUCGGUGGAGAAUAGCCUCGGGCUGAUUCCGUGAUCCGUAAACUUCAAAAUCAAAAUAAAAUCGCAUUUCGCCAAAAUCGCCCGAAAUCCGUGAUGGUAUCCCUUUGGAAUUAGCCAAAAUUUGAUCUGGAAUAAAUCCGCCAAACUCGAUGCUUAAUGGACUUAAUCAUUGUUGAAGAAUAGUAUCAUGACGAAUCUUUGAUCUGUAGCCUUCAAAAUCUAAGUAAAAUGGCUAUUCGAAAAAAAUUGACCAAAAAAUUACUAAAAUGCCAUCCGAAAACAAAUUUCCCCAAAUUGUUGCUUCAUAGACUUAAUCGUCGGCAGAUAAUAGAAUCCAUAGACUUCACCAUCAGUGGGGAAUAGCCUAGGGUUGAAUCUGUGAUCCGUAGCCUUCCAAAUUGAAAGAAAAUCGCAUUUCGGGAAAAUCGCCCGAAAUCUGUGAUGGUAGCACUUUGUAAUCCGCCAAAAAUUAACAUGUAAUAAAUCCGCACAAAUCAGUGCUUAAUGAACUUAAUCAUCGUUCAAGAUUAGUCUUAGGCCGAAUUUGUGAUCUCUAGUCUUCAAAAUCCAAGUAAAAUGGCCCUUAGGAAAAAAAUCGACCAAAAAUCACAAAAAUGCCAUUUGAAAACAAAUUCCCCAAAAUUGUUGCUUAAUGGACUUAAUCGUCGUCGGAGAAUAGGAUGUAUAGACUUCACCAUCGGUGGAGAAUAGCCUCGGGCCGAAUCCGUGAUCCAUAACCUUCAAAAUAGAAAGAAAAUCGCAUUUUGGGAAAAUCGACAGAAAUUUGUGAUGGUACCCCUUUGGAACCUGCCAAAAGUUUGCUAGGAAUAAAUCCGUCCAAAUCGGGCUUAAUAGACUUAAUCAUCGUUGAAGAAUAUUCAUAGUCCGAAUAUGUGAUUUGUAGCCUUCAAAAUCCAAGUAAAAUGGUCCUUCAAAAAAUAUUCGCCUAAAAAUUUACGAAAAUUCCAUCCACAAACAAUUUCCCACUGUUUGUUGCCUAAUGGACUUAAUCGUCGGCAGAGAAUAUGAUCCAUAAACUUCAACAUUGGUGGAGAAUAGCCUCGGGACGAAUCUGUGAUCCAUAGCCUGAUAGCCUUCAAAACCCGUGAAAAAUAGAAUUCCAAAAAAUCCGUAAAAUAAUUGUGAUGGAUAGCCUUCAAUACCAGUGAAAAAUAGCAUUUCCAAAACUUGGCUAAAAUAUGGAAUGGAUAGCCUUGAAAACUGGUGAAAAUAGCAUUCAAAAAAUUGGCAAAAAUAUUUGAUGGAUAGCCUUUAAAACCGGUAAGUAUGGCAUUCCCAAAAAUCGGCCAAAAAUGUGAUGGAUAGCCUUCAAAACUGGUGAAAAAUGACAUUCACCAAAAUUAGCCAAAAAUUUGUGAUGGAUAGCCUUCAAAAUCGUUGAAAAUAGCAUUCACAAGAAUAAACCAAAAUCUGUGAUGGAUAGCCUUGAAAAAUGGUGUAUAAUAGCAUUCAAAAUAAUUGGCCAAAAUCUGUUAUGGAUAGCCUUCAAAACCAGUGAAAAUAGCAUUCCAAAAAAUAGGCCAAAAUUUGUGGUGGAUAGCCUUAAAAAAUGGUGUAUAAUAGCAUUCAAAAGAAUUUGCCAAAAUCUGUGAUGGAUGCCCUUCAAACCAGGUGAAAAUAGAAUUCUCAAAAUCUAUGAUGGAUAACCUUCAAAACCGGUGAAAAUAGCUUUCCCAAAAAUUGGCAAAAAUCUGUGAUAGCCUUCAAACCCCAUGAAGAGAGCAUUCCAAAAAAUUGGCAAAAAUCUGUGAUGGAAUGCCUUCAACCCCUAUGAAGAUAGCAUUCCCAAAAAUUGGCAAAACAAUGUGAUGGGUAGCCUUCAAAACCGGUGAAAAUAGCUUCCCCAAAAUUUGCCAAAAUCUGUGAUGGAUAGCCUUCAAUACCGGUGACAAUAGUAUUCCCAAGAAUCAGACAAAAUAUGUGAUUGAUAGCCUUCAAAACUUGUGAAUAUAACUUUCCAGAAAAUCGGUCAAAAUCUAUGAUGGAUAGCCUUCAAAAUUGGUGAAAAUAGCAUUCCCAAAAAUAGGCCAAAAUCUGGGAUGGAUAGCCUUCAAAAUCGGUUAAAAUAACAUUCCAAAAAACUGCCAAAAUCAGUGAUGGAUAGCGUUCAAAAAUGGUGUACAAUAGCAUUCAAAAUAAUCAGCCAAAAUCAGUGAUGGAUAGCCUCCAUAACCGGUGAAAAUAGCAUUCCCAAAAAUUGGCGACAAUCUGUGAUGGAUAGCCUUCAAAACCGGUGAAGAUAGCAUUCCCAAAAAUCGGCCUAGAAUGUGAUGGAUAGCUUUCCAAACCGGUGAAAAAUUACGUUCCCCAAAAUUAGCCAAAAUCUGUGAAGGAUUGAUAAAGCACCAGGGGGUGCUUUUGAUCAAAGUAACGCCACAAACACACUCUCGAACGAUAAUGAUGGAAAAGGUAGAACUUCGCCACAAUCAAGGUGUUUACUUGAUUGAUAAGAAGCUUGUUAAACGAUUUUGAACUCCUCACAGAAAAGCUUGACAAGGGUUCUCGAAUUAGCAAUGGAAUCCUCACAAAACUAAAUCAAGGAUUUGAUUCUUGAGACACAACUCAAAGAACUCAAAACUAACGUAUGAGUAAAUUUUAUUCAACUAAAACUUGGAUGAUUUACAACGUGAAAUUGAAAGCUAUUUAAAGACAAUAAAAACCUAAUACAAACCUAAUAUAACUAGGAAACAAUUAUGGUAAAAACAAACUCUAAAAACAUUGUAAAACUCGGCCACAAACUCUCUUUCUUUAAGCACAAACAAGCUGCCUUUUAGCACAAGCAAAUUGUCCAAAAACAGUUUUCGUACUAACUUUGUGCCAUUCGUUCGAAGCCUUCCAGAACUCCAAUUUUUCAUCCAAUUCCUUCCUUUUGUUCACGAACAUACCUAGUUUCAUGUUGUGGAAGCCUAUUGACUUGAAUCCCAUCCAUGCUCCUUGAAUUGAGCUCCAAAGUAGGCUUCACAAAAAAGUUUUCCAGUUUUGAGGUAGCAACUUUGAGGCCUUAGAAAACAACCUCAAUGACAUCUUCUUUAUCCAAAAAUUAUAUCAUUGAAAAGAUGUCAACUUCAUCUUUAAAACAAGAUCUUGAUCUCCAAUUUUCAUUGAGCCAUUUUGAAGAUACAAGUUUCCAAAGUAGGCUACCUGAAACUGUUUCAACACUUAGCCAAAAAUCAGAAUUCUUCAAGCGAGUUGAGAUGACUUCUUUGGCAAGUAAUUGUGAAUUCUGGAUUGAUCCGAUUGGGAUCAUAUCAAGGAUAGCCUUCAAAAUCGGUGAAAAUAGCAUUCACAAGAAUCAACCAAAAUUUGUGAGGGAUAGUCUUCAAAACCAGUGAAAAUUGCAUUCCCAAAAAUAGGCCAAAAUCUGUGAUGGAUAGCCUUCAAAAAUGGUGUUAAUAGCAUUCAAAAGAAUCGGUCAAAAUCAGUGAUGGGUAGCCUUCAUAACCGGCGAAAAUAGCAUUCUCAAAAUUGGCCAAAAUAUGUGAUGGAUAGCAUUCAAAAGAAUCGGCCAAAAUAUGUGAUAGAUAGCCUUCAAAACCGGUGAAAAUAACAUUCACAAAAAUUGACCAAAAUCUGUGGUGGAUGGCCUUAAAAACCAGUGAAAAUAGCAUUCUCAAAAAUAGAACAAAAGCAGUGAUGGAUAGGUUUCAAAACUGGUGAAAAUAGCAUUCCAAAAAACGGCCAAAAUCUUUGAUGGAUAACCUUCAGAAAUGGUGUAUAAUAUAAUUUAAAAGAAUGGACCAAAAUCUGUGACUGAUAGUCUUCAAAAUCGCAUUUCCAAAAAUUGGUCAAAAUUUUUGAUGGAUAGCCUUCAAACCCAGUGAAAAAUAGAAUUCCAAAAAAUCAGUAAAAAAAUGUGAUGGAUAGCCUUCAAAACAGGCGAAAAGUAACAUUUCCUAAAUUGGAAAAAUAUGGGAUGGAUGACCUUCAAAAUCGGUGAAAAUAACAUUCUCAAUAAUUGGCAAAAAUCUGUGAUGGAUACCCUUCAAAAUUGGUGAAGAUAGCAUUCCCAAAAAUUUGCCAAAAAAAUGUGACGAAUAGCCUUCCAAACUACUGAAAAAUGGCAUUCCCCAAAUUGACCAAAAUCUGUAAUGGAUAGCUUUCAAAAUCCGGUGAAAAUAGCAUUCCCAAGAAUCGGCCAAAAUCUGUUAUGGAUAGCCUUAAAAAAUGGUGAAAAUAGCAUUCCUUACAAUAGGUCAAAAUCUGUGAUGGAUAAGUUUCAAAAGCGGUGAAAGUAGCAUUCCAAAAAACCAGCCAAAAUAUGUGAUGGAUGACCUUCAAAAAUGGUGUAUAAUAGCAUUCAAAUGAAUCGGCCAAAAUCUGUGAUGGAUAGCCAUCAAAACCGGUAAAAAUAGCAUUCCAAAAAAUCGACCAAAAUCUGUGAUGGAUAGCCUUUACAAAUUGUGCAUAAUAGCCUUAAAAGAAUCAGUCAAAAUCUGUGAUCUAUAGCCUUCAAAACCGGUGAAAAUAGAAUUCCCAAAAAUUGGCAAAAAUAUUUGAUGGAUAUCCUUCAAAAUCGGUGAAAAUAGCAUUUCGAAAAAUUGGCCAAAAUCUGUGAUGGAUAGCCUUCAAAACUAAUGAAAAUAACAUUCCAAAUAUCGGCAAAAUCUAUGAUGGAUAGUCUUCAACAUUGGUGAAUAAUAGCAUUCCAAAGAAUGUGCCAAAAUAUUUGAUGAAUAGCCUUCAAAACCGAUGAAAAUAUCAUUCCCAAGAAUCGGCCAAAAUCUAUGAUAGAUAGCAUUCAAAACUGGUGAAAUACCAUUCCCAAAAGUCGGCCUAAAAUCUUUGAUCAAUAGCCUUCAAAACCGGUCAAAAUAAAAUUCUCGAAAAUUGGUCAAAAUUUGUGAUUGAUAUCCUUCAAACCCGUGAAAUAUUGAAUUCCAAAAAAUGGGCUAAAAUAUGUGAUGGACAGCCUUCAAAACAGGUGAAAAUAGAUUUCCCAAGCCAAAAUCUGUGAUGAAUAGGAAAAUGAAUGCUAUUUCGCCAAACCCUUUGCUUUUAAGGUAAAUUGCAUAAGGCAAAGCCUUUCCUUAUCAUGACCGCCUUCACCUUCUUGCAUGAGGAUUUUUACUAAGAUCAGAUAAGAUCACCAGCAGCGAUUGAUGAUAGCCUUCAAAAUUGGUGAAUACCAACAUUCCCAAAAAUGUGCCAAAAUAUGUGAUGGAUAUCUUCAAAACAUGUGAAAAUAACAUUCCCAAAAAUAGUCCAAAAUCUGUGAUGGAUAGCUCUAAAAACCGGUGAAAAUAUCUUUUAAAAAAAUCAUCUGUGAUGUAUAGCCUUCAAAAUCGGUGAAAAAUAGAAUUCCCCAAAAUUG
Molecule: messenger RNA, 5380 nt
Organism: Linum trigynum
Lineage: Eukaryota; Viridiplantae; Streptophyta; Magnoliopsida; Malpighiales; Linaceae
Source: the annotation of a GenBank genome assembly